Sarcophilus harrisii (Tasmanian devil) is the source of this 1371-nucleotide messenger RNA. It is a transcript of the gene GPN2, whose product is annotated as GPN-loop GTPase 2. Gene Ontology annotation, cellular component: cytoplasm. The transcript has 5 exons. NCBI's taxonomy places the organism in Eukaryota, Metazoa, Chordata, Mammalia, Dasyuromorphia, Dasyuridae. Bases 106 to 1062 code for a protein of 318 amino acids. Gene Ontology annotation, molecular function: GTPase activity. The record is from RefSeq and is a predicted model, not a curated record.
AGAAGGCGGGACUUCCGGGAGGCGCGUCCAGUUUCGAGCCGACGUCGCCGCCUCAGGGGGGAGAUCUCGAGUUGUCCAUACGGGACGUGAGCCGUCAUCGCGGCUAUGGCCACGGCCACUACGGCCACCACGGCCACGGCCGAACCCACGACUUUUGGACAAGCGGUGAUCGGGCCUCCGGGCUCGGGGAAAACCACGUACUGCCUGGGCAUGAGCACUUUCCUGGCGGGGUUGGGCCGGCGAGUAGCCGUGGUCAACCUAGACCCGGCUAACGAGGGCACGCCGUACGCAUGCGCCGUGGACAUCGGCGAACUGGUGACGCUCCCCGACGUGAUGGAGGCCCUCAAGCUGGGGCCCAACGGCGGCCUCGUGUACUGCAUGGAGUACCUGGAGGCCAACCUGGACUGGCUGCGCGACCGCCUGGCGCCGCUCCGCGGCCACUACCUGCUCUUCGACUGCCCGGGCCAGGUGGAACUGUGCACGCACCACGGCGCCUUGCGCAGCGUCUUCGCGCAGCUGGCCCGCUGGGGCUUCCGGCUGACUGCUGCCCACCUAGUGGAUUCUCACUACUGUACAGAUCCGGCCAAAUUCAUCUCUGUGCUGUGUACUUCCCUGUCCACCAUGCUGCAUGUAGAACUGCCCCAUGUCAACAUCCUCUCCAAGAUGGACCUCAUUGAACAGUUUGGGAAGCUAGCCUUCAAUCUCGACUACUACACUGAAGUUCUGGACCUCUCCUAUCUGCUCGACCACCUGGCCUCAGACCCCUUCUUCCGUCAUUACCGACAGCUCAAUGAGAAGCUGGUGCAGCUGAUUGAAGACUACAGCCUGGUCUCUUUCAUCCCUCUCAAUAUCCAGGACAAGGAAAGUGUCCAGCGGGUGCUGCAGGCAGUGGACAAAGCCAACGGCUACUGCUUUGGGGUGGCUGAGCAGCGCAGUCUGGAGGCCAUGAUGUCUGCGGCAGUGGGAGCUGACUUCCAUUUUACCUCCACGCUGGGAAUCCAGGAGAAGUACCUUCAGUCACCAGAAGAGGAGGCAGAGGAACAAGAGGACAUGCACUUGUAGGGGUGAAAGCAGAGGCACCCCUGGAUCCAGAAGAGGAGGGCUCUUGGCAGGCCAGCCCUGAGCGGGGCCAGGAUCGAGGUAGCCGAGAUGUCGACCCGGGAAUCAUUGUAACCCGGUGGAGCACUCGGGAGCCUCAGAAGGGAUGCCCCAAGAUGGGCAUAGGUGGGCACGGACCUCGGCAAUGAACUGGCCUCAACUUGGCUCUUGGGAUUUAGACCCUGUUGGGGGGAACAGAGAACCCAGACCCCACCGGUGGGGUAGGGUCCCUUGCCAUGAAAGUUCCUUUAAUUAACACAUGAUUUGGCAAUC